UUGUGGAGCAGAAUGGCUUCGUCACGAAAAAAGCAAGAUGAGAAGAACUUAAAAACGUUACGCGAACUGGGGGCGCAGCCCCAGAACAAGUACUGUUUCGACUGCAACCAGCGCGGCCCCACGUACGUCAACAUGACAAUCGGCUCGUUUGUGUGCACCAAGUGCUCCGGAAUGCUACGCGGUUUGACGCCGCCACAUCGCGUCAAAUCGAUCUCGAUGGCCACAUUCACGUCGGAAGAGAUCGAACUGUUGAAAAAUCGCGGCAACGACUACUGCAAGAGUGUGUGGCUGGGCUUGUACGAUGGCACUUUACCGGGGGCCGAGUACAGGGACGAACAGGCCGUCAAGGACUUCAUGGUCGAUAAAUACGAAAGGAAGAGGUAUUACAUGGAGCCGGCCCAAGCCCUCAAGAACGGAUACACGAAAACGGAAAAAGUGAAACCGCUGACGACGCUCGUUUCGGACCCGAAACCGAUCAAAUUGAACGGAAACGCGACGGAAUUUAAUAGAAAAAGGCCAGAGCCCGGCAAGAAUCAUUCGUUUGCUGUCGAUUUCGACAAUGCUGAUAUCUUCGCUUCCAACAACAAUAACACAACGACAACGCAAGAGACUUUUGCCAAUUUUGACGAUAAUCCCGUUUUCAACAGCAAAAUGAACAAUGCAACGGAUCAGUUCAGUAUAUUUGAUUUGAAAUUCACGAAUUCCGGUCCAGUCUUAAACCAAGUGCCUCUCUUUCCCAAGUGCAAUACAAACCGAUGGAGUAUGCCGACGCCGACUUUCGACAAUUUUAAUUUAGCACAAUCAAACAAAGUACCUGCAGCCCCGCCCGAAGACAAGUACGCCGCCCUCAAAGACCUCGAUAACGCUUUAAAGACGCAAAAUGCAGUCGAUUGGAAUUCGUCAGGUUCCAAUGGGUCGUUGUACAGCUCUCCAACACCCACCGGCUCCAUGUACAGUUCACCAUCUCCGCAAAGUUCCAUGUUUGGGUCGCCUAGUCAAGGUCAGUUUAUGAACGCGUUCCAGAAUCAGGAUACGUUCUCGAAUCCCUUCAAUGGCAUGAAUUGGGGGAGUAAUGGAAAUUUCGGACAGAAUCUCGCCAAUCCCUUCCGUGAACCGCCGGUUAGAGUCAACGGUUUCGCCCAGAACUUCCAGCCCAUGUUCCCGGUCGCUGCCAACGGGGGCGCAUGGGGGGCCAACCCCUUCAAGGUGGGUGCCACGGCUAAUGUGAAUUCCAACAAUCCAUUUUUAUGAGUUGUGUAGUCAACGAGCAACGUAAUUUUAAUCUGCUUUAAGUUUCUCUCUUUCUCUCUGCCGAUUGGACAAGUUCCGUUAUUUAUAGUAGAAGAAUCCACAAGUAGUGAAGUGUACGUAAAUUAUUUCUUCCUUUGAAUUAAUCCACCAACUGAUCUAUUUAUUUAUUUUUUGCCUAUUAUAACAAUGUAUCAAAGUCAAAACCAAAAAUGCUUUUUGUCUUUUAUAAUAUAGCUACGUAAACUAAGAAUGUAACGUUAAGUAAUGUUAAAGUAGUAGUUAAUACGCUUACAAGAAAUCAAACCGUUAGGUUGCCUUCUGUUAUGAUGAACAACUAGAAUGAACAAUAAUUUUGUGUAUAUUUAUUUAUCGUGCGUUGGACUUUUUUUAAUUGGAAAGUGGCCUUGAUAGGUUUACGAGACUGUCUUUUUUAAUAUGUGUAACGAUAGCUUCUUGAUUUUGUUUUGUAAUAAAACUAUUCUUAAUUGAUUGACGAUGUUCUGUGAUAAAAGAUGCUUCAAUGCAAAUCAACUUGUAUUAGUGAAAAUCGAAAUUUGGUGUUUUUUUUUUCUCUCCUCCGUUACAUCUCGUGAACGAUGUGAAACAGACUCUCCGUCCCGGUUAAAAUAAUAAUAUUAAGUCGAGCACAAUUUAUGCAAUGUAUAUUGUUGUCAAAAGGUUGUGUAAAUACAUAAAGAA
Tribolium castaneum (red flour beetle) is the source of this 1950-nucleotide messenger RNA. It is a transcript of the gene drongo, whose product is annotated as drongo. The transcript has 6 exons. Gene Ontology annotation, cellular component: cytoplasm; membrane. The record is from RefSeq and is marked validated. Gene Ontology annotation, molecular function: GTPase activator activity. NCBI's taxonomy places the organism in Eukaryota, Metazoa, Arthropoda, Insecta, Coleoptera, Tenebrionidae. Bases 13 to 1251 code for a protein of 412 amino acids.